Molecule: messenger RNA, 1042 nt
Organism: Ziziphus jujuba (common jujube)
Lineage: Eukaryota; Viridiplantae; Streptophyta; Magnoliopsida; Rosales; Rhamnaceae
Exons: 1
Coding region: 278-790 (170 amino acids)
Source: RefSeq, a predicted model, not a curated record
GAGAAAUAAAUAAAAUUGUGGGCCACUCAUACUCUUGAAUAUUUUUCUAGCCACGUUUUCCAUCUGUAUCGUUAAAUUAUACGCUGAACUGCAAAAUCAAACGUACAGAAAAUGGUCACCCUCGGUCCAACUACAUCAAAACCCUAUUAUAAAUUAUGAAUUCCUCUCGCCAACUACCAAACCCGUGAGCUGCCUCUCUAUUUAAAUGCCCUGUUAACUUUGUUUGCAUUCACAAACCAAAACCCGUCAUCAGAAAAAGCUAAGCCAGAGUGGAAAUAUGGGUUUUCUCUCCCAGUCAUCAAAGCCCUUGAGUUCCCAAGUUCUGUUUGUUUUCUCAGUUCUCAUAAUCACACUGCCAAACCUCUCCUCUGCCUCUGAAAAUGGCACUCUUUCAGCCUAUGAUAUUCUGCUACAAUAUGACCUUCCUGUCGGUCUUCUUCCAAAAGGAGCAACUGGGUACAAGAUUAACAGAGAAACCGGAGAGUUCGAGGCUUAUUUGGACAAGACCUGUAAGUUUUCGCUUGAAAAUUCGUAUGACCUCGAGUACAAGUCAACCAUAAAAGGUGUGAUAUCCAAAGGCAGGCUAAAAAAUCUCAAGGGUGUGAGUGUGAAGGUUUUGAUUCUGUGGCUGAAUAUCGUGGAAGUGGUCCGUGACGGUGACGAGCUCGAGUUCUCUGUGGGUAUAGCUUCGGCGGAUUUUCCGAUCGAUAACUUUGAAGAGUCUCCACAAUGUGGAUGUGGUUUGAAUUGUGACACGUUGAACUCUGUUUUGUCUUCUUCGUCUAUUUGAAGUUAAUUACUAAGGUAGGUUUAUUUUGUUUUCACUUGGAUGUCAUCGAUAUCCCUUUCUAUUUCUAUAUCUAUAUCUCCCUUUUGUACAAGGAAUUAAAAAUGAUGCCUAGCUUUUGGAGCUGCAAAAUAAAAAGGGAAAGGAAUUAAUAGCCAAAAAAUAGGCUUUUUUUAGUGUAAUUUUAGAAGGAUGUUCUCCAUUAUAUUAAUCUUAUUUAGCACCAUCUUAUAUUAACGAGUAUGAUUUCCUUAA